Eublepharis macularius is the source of this 960-nucleotide messenger RNA. Its product is annotated as olfactory receptor 11L1-like. The record is from RefSeq and is a predicted model, not a curated record. The transcript has a single exon. Gene Ontology annotation, molecular function: G protein-coupled receptor activity; olfactory receptor activity. Gene Ontology annotation, biological process: G protein-coupled receptor signaling pathway. Lineage: Eukaryota; Metazoa; Chordata; Lepidosauria; Squamata; Eublepharidae. The coding region runs from base 22 to 960 and encodes 312 amino acids. Gene Ontology annotation, cellular component: membrane.
GAAGGAAACCAGUCGACUCCUAUGGAAUUUAUCCUCCUGGACUUCAAUACUGAGGAUCUACAGAUUUUACUUUUUAUACUGUUUCUACCUGUUUAUGUUGUGACAAUGGCAGGCAAUGUCCUCAUUGUUAUUCUAGUAACCUUUAAUCCACAUCUUCACACCCCCAUGUACUUCUUUCUGGGGAACUUGUCCUGUUUGGAGACCUGCUAUAGUUCAGCUAUCCUGCCAAGAAUGCUGUUUGGUUUUCUGAGUGGGGACAAAACCAUUUCUUUUAGCACAUGCCUUGCACAAUUGUAUUUAUUUGGGGUUCUUGCAGGCACAGAGUGUUACUUUCUAGCAGUAAUGUCUUAUGAUCGAUAUUUAGCAAUAUGCAAACCACUGCAUUAUACAAUGCUCAUGAAUGGCAGAGUUUGCAGCCUGUUGAUUGCUGUAUCCUGGAUAUGUGGAUCUCUGGGUAUCAGUGUCCUAAUAUUCUUGGUGUCUCAGUUGACCUUUUGUGGACCCAACAAAAUUAACCAUUUUUUCUGUGACUUCACCCCAGUAAUAAGACUCUCCUGCAAUGAUACUGCUUUGAUUGAAAUUAUAGCCUUUACAGUCUCCUUUGUAUGUACUCUCCCUCCACUCCUGAUAACCCUCACAUCUUAUGUUUGCAUCAUCCACAGCAUUUUAAGAAUCCCUUCCACUACAGGGAAGCAAAAAGCCUUCUCUACUUGUUCCUCACACCUUACUGUGGUUUCUUGCUUCUAUGGCUCUCUGAUGAUAGUUUAUGUCUUACCAAACAUCAGCUCACUUAGCGAGGUGAAGAAAUUGUUGUCUCUUUUCUACACACUUCUCACACCUCUGCUCAAUCCACUCAUAUACAGCUUGAGGAAUAAAGAGGUAAAGGAAGCAGUGAGGAAAACCUUCAGGAAGCUUCACAAACUUAAAAUCCAGAAGAGAGAGAACAAAAGGAAGUUUUGA